Messenger RNA from Frieseomelitta varia, 1141 nucleotides. RefSeq lists its product as uncharacterized. The transcript has 2 exons. Gene Ontology annotation, cellular component: extracellular region. The record is from RefSeq and is a predicted model, not a curated record. Gene Ontology annotation, molecular function: chitin binding. The coding region runs from base 191 to 496 and encodes 101 amino acids. NCBI's taxonomy places the organism in Eukaryota, Metazoa, Arthropoda, Insecta, Hymenoptera, Apidae.
AGUGCACUGCAACAGUCUACAGGCGACUUUCGUUCGUGUAUCGUGUAGAUAAUCAGUCAAAUAGUUCAUAGUACAUUAAAAAACAGAAAAAAACAUCUGAUAAUUAAUUAAAACACGGCUUUCACGUUAACAAUUUGACCGUAAUAAUUUAAUAAUUCAGUAAUCAUUAGUGUAUCAUAUUGUACAUGACAUGUACAGCUAUUCUUUUGCGUGCAAGAGGAUGACAUCUCGAUCGUUGAUCUUAUUGUGUGUAUUAUGUUGCUGUCUCACUGUGUGCACUGCUAAGAAAAUGAAAGUGGAAGGGGAAGAAUUCGACGUGCUUCCGUAUCCAGGUGAUUGCACGAAAUAUCUGGUGUGCCAGAAAGGCGUGUGCAACCUCGGUAGCUGCACAUCCACCUACGUGUUCGAUCCUGCGACCGGUACCUGUUCACAUCGAGCACGUGGAUUCGUCGAUUGUGGUCUUCGUUCUCCAAAGAAGUAUAGUCCCUCGUGGUGAAAUAGAAAGUAAUCGUAAAAUCAGUCGAACGAAACGCUUACGAACGCUUCGACUGAGAGAACGGCCACUCAAAAGUCUUUGAGAAAUGAUUUCUUCAGUUUCGACGGGAUUCGAUGAUCUCGAAUUAUUUGAUACUUGGAACCUUCGGACGUUCUGAAAAAUUUUGCAUUUUGAGUCUUUCCAGUCUGCAGUCCCUAGGCCUUAAAUCUUCGAAAUCUUGAUAGGCUUCGAAGAUUCGAAGGACCGAAGAUUCUCUGAGUUACGAGUACGUAACUCAGAGAUUCGAAGGCAUAGACGUUUCGAAAUCGCGAAGUUUUCAGUAAACAUUUUGAAGCCGACUAAAUCCAGUAAGAUCCGCCAAGACAUUCAAGACUCUCGUCGAAACUUAAGGGUCAAGAGCAUUUUUCAAAGCCAGUUCCAAGUAUCGAGUCACGUUCGAAUCGAUUCGAAGAAUUCCCGAGCGCGUCACUGUCUGCAAUACGACCAACAACCUCGCUAUUUCAUCAUCAGGGACCCUACUUCCACCACAGAAACUUCCUCGAGCUCGUUCUGACUCGAGAGAGUGUCGUCUGUCCAUCUGUCCAUGUAUUCGUUUUGUAAAAAUGUAACGCAAUGAGAAUAAAACUGCCAGAGAAGGUAAACUAU